UUAAAUCAUGAAAAUAAAAAAAUCAAAAACCAUGAUGAAAAAAACAAAAAAAUCUGUUAUGAAAAAAAAGAAACAAUUAAAAGAUGUAACAACAGAUGAAUUUUUUAAUCAGAGUUUUGAAGAUGAAAUAAAUACUAUUGAUAAUGACAAUCAAGAUAAAAAUGUUCUUGAAGAUGAUGGAGGAAGUAGUGAUAGUGACAUGGAUCCAGUACAGCAUAAAAAAUCUUUAAUGAAAUUAAAAGAUACAGACCCUGAAUUUUAUAAAUAUUUAAAAGAAAAUGAUAGAAAUCUUUUAGAAUUUGAUAUAUCAGAUGAUGGAAAUGAAAUUGAUGAUGAUGACAAAUCUUCAUUAAAUGAAUUCGAUAUGAAACAUAUACCUAAUGAUCAUUUAGAGGUUGCUAGUGAUGAGAGUGAUUAUGAACUAGACGAAGAGAAUAGUAUAAAAGAUAAAAGAAAAAUUACAUUGCAAUUAUUAAAAAAAUGGCAAGAAGAAAUUCAAAAAGACAAAUCAUUGAAAACAAUUAAAUGUGCAGUAGAAGCUUUUCAUGCUGCAUUAGAAACAGUUGCUGAAUCUGGUGAUCCAGAAUCUUUACAAUAUAAAGUAGAGGGUGGUGCAAUAUUUAACGGAGUUGUCCAGUUAUGUAUAUUGUAUUUACCAGAUGCAUUUAAACGAUAUUUAAAAUUAGAUCCAGAUACUCAUCAUGUUCAAGUUCAUAAAAUUAAAAGAUUUACAAAAAUAAAGACUAUUCUCAAAUUAUAUUUAACAGAUUUAAUUAAGAUUUUACAAAAUGUAACAUCAUCUAAUAUUUUGACAAUUCUUUUAAAACACUUACAUCAAAUGUUACUAUAUACACAAUCGUUUUCAUCAUUAACUAAGCCAUUAUUAAAAAUUUUAUUAAAAUUUUGGUCAAGUGGAGAAGAAACCGUUCGUGUUGUUUCUUUUUUAAGCAUAUUGCGUAUUGUAACCAGUAAUCGAAAAUCAAUUUUAGAGAUGUUGUUUAAGACAAUGUACGUAAAAUAUGUUGAAAAUUCUAAAUUUGUGUCUAUUACAACAUUACCUGGAAUAAAUUUUAUGAGACAUUCUUUAGUUGAAAUAUAUCUACUUGAUAAUAAUUUAGCAUAUCAUCAUGCUUUUUUAUAUAUUAGACAAUUAGCUAUUCAUUUAAGAAAUGCUAUGACUUUAAAGAAAAAGGAACAUUUUCAAGCAGUAUACAAUUGGCAGUAUAUAAAUUCAUUGCGUUUUUGGUCAGAAUUAAUAUAUUUAUCAAAAAGUGAUUCUAUGUUACGUUCACUUUUAUAUCCUCUUGUACAAAUUAUUAUAGGAACAAUCAAAGUAAUACCAACACAUCAAUAUUACCCUCUAAGAUUUCAUUGCGUACAAAUGUUAAUAGAUAUUUCUAAGGAAACUGACACAUUUAUACCUAUAUUACCAUUUUUAUUAGAGAUAUUAGAUUCUUAUGAUUUUAAUAAAAAACACAAGGCAGUAUCAAUGAAACCAGUUCCCUUUAUUUGUAUCUUAAGGAUGUCAAAGUCUCAAUUACAAGAAAAUGGUUUUAAAGAUAAUGUUAUUGAUAAUAUAUAUAAACUUAUCUUAGAAAAUGCUGCAAAAGAUAGUCAUACUGUAUAUUUUCCGGAUUUAUAUAUAUCAUGUAUAAUACAGUUAAAAGCAUUUCUGAAGAAAUGUCAUAUAGCAAACUAUUGUAGAAAAAUGAAACAACUAUUAGAUAAAAUCGAGGAAAAUAAAAAAUAUAUUGAGACAGAACGGAGUAAAACUGUAAUUGAUUUAAAGAAUAUGACAGAGAUAAAGAACUGGGAAAAUAGAAUAAAAGCACAAGGUACCUCAUUGUCGAAAUUUUAUGAAUCUUGGAUAAAAAUCUAUCAAUCUCAGAAACUUAAAUUACUUACAAAAAAUGAAGAAAUAGCUGAAUAUAAUUUACCAACUAUAAGAAAGUUAAAAAAAGGAAAGUCAAGCAAAGAAAAUAUAGAAGAAAGCAGCGAAGAAAGUGAUUUUGAAAUGAAAAUAAAAUCUAAUAAGGAAAAAUCUGAUGAAAGUAAAUUUGAUAAAAGAAAAUCUGAAAAACAUUCUAAACCAAAAAAGAAAAAAUUAAAAAUUAACAAUGAUCAGAUCAAUUUAUUACCCCAAGAAAAUACAGAUAUCGUGCAAGAUAUCAAUAGUGAUGAUUGGGAUUAAAUAUAUUUUAUUUCACAUGUAUGAUGUGUAUGAUAAUAAAUCAAUGUCAGUUUAAAUUUUAUAA
Messenger RNA from Apis mellifera (honey bee), 2255 nucleotides. RefSeq names its product nucleolar complex protein 2 homolog (gene Noc2). Gene Ontology annotation, biological process: negative regulation of transcription by RNA polymerase II; ribosomal large subunit biogenesis. Gene Ontology annotation, molecular function: transcription corepressor activity; histone binding. Gene Ontology annotation, cellular component: nucleolus; nucleoplasm; Noc1p-Noc2p complex. The coding region runs from base 8 to 2191 and encodes 727 amino acids. NCBI's taxonomy places the organism in Eukaryota, Metazoa, Arthropoda, Insecta, Hymenoptera, Apidae. The record is from RefSeq and is a predicted model, not a curated record. The transcript has 11 exons.